Messenger RNA from Saimiri boliviensis boliviensis (Bolivian squirrel monkey), 813 nucleotides. NCBI's taxonomy places the organism in Eukaryota, Metazoa, Chordata, Mammalia, Primates, Cebidae. The record is from RefSeq and is a predicted model, not a curated record.
AUGAGGCAAGAGGAGGAAAAUGAUGCACGCCAGCAGACAGCUGGUACUACUCAGAUUCUGACUGAGCGUCUGCAUUUCACUGGGCAGUUACGAAAACACACAACUUACACAACCAUGUGCAGCAGCUCUGCUCAUCACUCUUCACGCUUAUUAGAUAAUGCCCCGGAGAUGCUGCCCCCCAAGACAGCGAAGCAGACGGAGAACGUGGGCCGCACUCGGAAGCAGCUGACGCGCCCCACCUCACGCACUGCCACCCCUAAAGCCACUCCAGUGGCUGCUAUCAAAACCAAGGGGUUUGCUGGUGGGGACCGGGCCAGCCGGCCACUCAGUGCCUGGAGUGAGCCCAGUGAGAAGGGAGGCCGGGCAGCCCUGUCCAGAAAGUCCUCAGCCCCCAGGACUGCCACUCGAGGCCCAUCGGGGUCAGCCAGCAGCCGGCCCGGGCCAUCGGCCACCCCCGCCGAGUCCCCGGCCUCCCUGAACCUGGCCUACCUGCCCAGCGGAAGCAGCGCCCACCUGGUGGACGAGGAGUUCUUCCAGCGCGUGCGCGCGCUCUGCGGCGUCGUCAGUGGUCAGGACCAGCGCGAGGAGGAGGGCACGCGGGCCGUCCUGGAUGCGCUGCUGGCCGGCAAGCAGCAGUGGGACCGUGACCUGCAGGCGACCCUGAUCCCCACCUUCGACUCGGCGGCCAUGCACACGUGGUACGCAGGCACGCACGCGCGGCUCCAGGCGCUGAGCAUCACGGUCCUGGGCGGCAGCAGCAGCACGGUGUCCGUGCGGGACGACGCCUUCCGCGCCUGCAGGGUGGAGUUCUAG